This is a messenger RNA of Meleagris gallopavo (turkey), 759 nucleotides long. The record is from RefSeq and is a predicted model, not a curated record. Lineage: Eukaryota; Metazoa; Chordata; Aves; Galliformes; Phasianidae.
CUGGGCUGCAUCUCCACCACUCUCCCCAAAGCCAUGGCCAAUGCCCUCUGGGACACCAGGGACAUCUCCUAUGCAGGAUGUGUUGCCCAGACCUUUCUGUUUGUCUUUCUCAUGUCAGCAGAGUAUUGCAUUCUCACCAUCAUGUCCUAUGACCGCUACGCUGCCAUCUGCAAGCCCCUGCACUACGGGACCUUGAUGGACAGCAGAGCUUGUGCCACCAUGGCAGCAGCUGCCUGGGGCACUGGGGCUCUCAAUGCUGUAUUGCACACUGCCAACACAUUUUCACUGCCUCUGUGCCAGGGCAAUGCUGUGGAUCAGUUCUUCUGUGAAAUCCCCCAACUCCUCAAGCUCUCCUGCUCAGAAUCAGACUACCUCAGGGAAAUUGGGCUUAUUGUCUGUAGUGUCCUUGUCUUAUUUGGAUGCUUUGUUUUCAUUGUUGUGUCCUAUGUGCAGAUCUUCAGGGCCGUGCUGAGGAUGCCCUCUGAGCAGGGACGGCACAAAGCCUUCUCCACGUGCCUCCCUCACCUGGCCGUGGUCUCCCUCUUUGUCACCACUGGCUUUUUUGCCAAUCUAAGGCCCCCCUCCCUUUCCUCCCCAUCCCUGGAUCUGUCUGUGGCAGUUCUGUACUCGGUGGUGCCUCCAACACUGAACCCCCUCAUCUACAGCAUCAGGAACCAGGAGCUUAGGGAUGCAGUGAGGAAAAUGAUGUCAUGGUCACAUUUCAGCAGGGAUAAACUUCUAACCUGUCUCUACAUAUGA